Molecule: messenger RNA, 7398 nt
Organism: Pristis pectinata (smalltooth sawfish)
Lineage: Eukaryota; Metazoa; Chordata; Chondrichthyes; Rhinopristiformes; Pristidae
Gene: fbxl17
Product: F-box and leucine-rich repeat protein 17
Biological process (GO): SCF-dependent proteasomal ubiquitin-dependent protein catabolic process
Cellular component (GO): SCF ubiquitin ligase complex
Molecular function (GO): protein binding
Source: RefSeq, a predicted model, not a curated record
CUGCAGUGUAGGAAGCUCCCAAGCAGUUUAUGCUCGCUGUUUUUUCCAAAUUAGUAAUAGUUUUCUGUAAAUGUAGAAAUUAUGACACCUUUCUGUACAAGGUUGCAAAUGCGUGAAAGCUAGGGAGGAAUAGUCGCCGAGGAUCAUAUUGGAGAACGUUCUGAGUCUUCUAUAUGGGCCAUUUUCUUUCAAAAAAUGGUAAACGUGUGAAGAAAAGAAGACGGAAAGUUAGAAAGAACUGCUUUCUUCGUGGACCUUGUAUGCUGUGCUUCAUAGUUCACAAUACUUCUGCUCUUGAUGAGGAUCAGCUUGAAAGUGCAUCCAAACUAGCAGAAAGAUACACUGCAUUGACUACUACGGAGGAGUGUGCUAAGUUUCUUCUCUCCCCAAAGGAACUUAGUAUCUGGGAAGAACAGGGUAAAAGUUUACUUUCCAGUGUUCCAGCAAAACUCAUUGGGCCACCUCUGUUUAGAACAGUCUGUUCAGACUAUUCCGAGAUGCCAGUUUGUAAACGUAAAUGUGCUGGAGUACAAGCUUGUACACCUUGCAAACUGCCUCGUUCUGCAGUUGGAAGAGUUCCUGAGACUGGUUUAAAUAAUGACAUAGCACAGUGUCCCGUGUCUGUACGUACUUUGCCUACGUCCGCAGCAGAAUGCACAAACAUGGGACUUGAGGGGAACAUGGGUGACUGCUCUUCUCUGCUCCAGCAUCCAUUAUCCCCUUUGGGAUCUGAAGAUAGUGAAAAUAUCCCCCAAGAAAAUCUUAAAGACUUAAGAAUGGAAUCUGAGCCACCGAAUAUUAAUCAGCUUCCCUCCUCUAUACUUCUUAAGGUCUUUGCUCAUUUAUCUUUGAAGGAAAGAUGUCUUUCAGCAUCUUUGGUUUGCAAGUACUGGCGUGAUCUUGGUCUCGAUUUCCAGUUUUGGAAGCAGCUGGACCUCAGUGGGCGACAGCAGAUCACUGAUGAUGUACUCAAGCGAAUUGCAUCCAAGAACCGAAACAGAAUCCAAAUUAAUAUAUCUGAUUGUCGAAAUAUCUCUGACACUGGAGUGAGUUCUAUAGCAAUGCAGAGUCCAGGACUGCAGAAAUAUAUAGCAUAUCGAUGCAAGCAACUUAGUGACAUUUCCCUCAUUGCAAUUGCAUGCCAUUGCCCUUUUCUGCAGAAAGUGCAUGUGGGAAACCAGGACAAACUUACAGAUGAAUCUUUACAACAGCUGGGAGAGAAAUGUCCAGAUGUUUUGGAUAUUCAUUUUGGUCAAUGUUACAAGAUCACAGACGAAGGCAUGAUGGCAUUGGCACGGGGCUGCCCAAGACUGCAGAAAAUCUACAUGCAGGAAAACAAACUGGUGACAGAUAAAUCGGUGAAAACAUUUGCAGAACAUUGUCCUUUGCUGCAAUAUGUGGGUUUUAUGGGCUGCUCUGUCACUUCCCAAGGGGUCAUUCACCUCACGAGGCUGAAGGAUCUCAUCAGUCUUGAUCUACGUCACAUAACGGAGUUGAAUAAUGAAACAGUAAUGGAGGUGGUGAAGAGAUGCAAGAAUUUAAGCGCUCUGAAUCUAUGUCUGAACUGGAGCAUUAACGACAGAUGUGUGGAAUUCAUAGCUAAGGAAGGAAAGAGCCUGAAGGAGCUGUACCUUGUGUCCUGUAAGAUCACUGAUUACGCUUUGAUAGCGAUUGGGCAAUAUAGUGCCAUUGAAACAGUGGAUGUAGGCUGGUGUAAAGAAAUCACAGAUAAAGGAGCAACCCAAAUCUCACAGACCAGCAAGUCCCUCAGGUAUUUGGGACUUAUGAGGUGUGAUAAGGUGAAUGAAGAUACGGUAGAACGUCUAGUUCAAGAGUACCCACAUAUCACCUUUAGCACUGUAAUGCAAGACUGUAAGCGGACACUGGAACGAGCCUAUCAGAUGGGAUGGAUUCCUAAUACAUCAACAGCAUCAUAAUGCUGUUAAUAAUUUUGUGUAAACUCAUUGUGUGGUUCUUGUAAGUCUCAAAUUCUUAAAUACAGUAAAGGGUGGUUGCAAGAGACCAUCACUAAUAAUAAGCUGUGUCGAACUGAAUUAAUAGCCACAAAAAGACAGUACAUUUCCAUUUUCUGUUCCUGUUUUGACAAUCUUUGCCCUUUGAAGAUUGAAAUCAUGGAUUUUUAGGUAUCCAUGGAAGGAGUUUAUUUUUAAAGAAAAAUAAUAAUUGGGAGUAGGUAUUUUUUCUAGCCCGAGUCAUUUUAUUUUAGGAAUUAUUUGAUGCCAGUUGUCUUUUUGCCCUUGAAACAGCUGUUAUCAAAUCUACUGAAAUGUAUAUGCAGCAAGUUUAAAGUAAAAGGUAUGUCUCUUCCACAGCAUACUUUCUGCUCAUUGCUACAUCUGAGCCCCAAAUGGAAGUAAUGGGAAUUUUCAAAUAUGACUAUAAUCUGCUAAUUUCAUCUGGUUAUGGUCUUGUUUAACAAUUCCUCUCUUAGUUAAUCUCUGUUAAGAUUACAUCUCAUUUAUUAAUAAGCUUGGUUAAAAAUCUGAAUUCCAUUUUAUUAAGCUUCCUUCAUCCUUGAAAUAAUCAAUUUACUACUGAUGAUAAAGAAUAACAAUGAUUUCACUGUAGGUAGAAGAAUCAAUGGAGUGUUUUUCCCCUAAAUCCAGACUUAACUGUAGCCAGCAGGUACAAUAAUGUUUGAUGUACUUUUAUUACUGUUUUUAUGUUCUAUUUCACAUAUACAAUUGUUCAGAACUAGCUUAUGUAGGACAUAAAUUUUAUAACAUGAAAAUCUAAAUAAAACUAAUUUUUGCCAGUUAUACAAUUGUUGUAAAUAUCAUGCCUGAACACUUUAUUAAUUAAUAUGAGAAAGUGUCCUGAAAGAUAAUAAUUAAAAUUGACAAAAUAACACUGUAUUACUGUGUUAAGACUUGGCAUUAAAUGAACAUAUCCUGUGAAAAAGACGACACAUAUGCUGUGUCACAAAUUCAAAAAACAAUAAGCUGCAUUUUGUCCAGUUUUGACCAAAGAGAUCAAUAUAGAAUAAGUACACAGUUCUUUUUUUGCUUUCAUAUGAUGAUUAAUUAUGUCUUAAUAGCUUUUGAAUUACUUAUAUCAUCAGAUGUUAAGGAAGGAGGGUAGUGUGCAGUGUGUAAAUCUAUGUUUCUUUAAAUGUAAAAGGUUCAAUGGAGAUAAACAGUUUUACAGGAAAACAUAGGAACCUAAAAAAGAAUGUGUGUUUAUUAAUGUAUGUGUGUUUUAAAUAUAUGCAAUAGUUAUGAAAUAUAAAUUGAACAGGCCAGUUAAACGAUCUGCUUCAAAGUUCUUUGAGCUAAAAGUGGGAAGGAGGUAUCAGGGAGAAAGAAAAGACAACUUAAGUGAUGUUGGUAAAUGCAGCCUUUGAGAGUCCAUACAGAAAUUGAGCAAAUUAAGAUAACUGACAAUAGCUGCAUGGUGCAUCUGACUGGAAGUUUCUGUGGGUCAUGCCUCAGAUCCUCAACAUUCAUGCGAAAUAAGUUUGUCAAUUUUUGAUUAGAUUGAUUUUCUCAGGUCUCACAGACUUGUCUCGUAUUUUAUGUAAGAUUCAGCCAUUUCCCAGUAUUGAAUCUUUUUGUUUAAUUCUUUCUUCAAACGUGUCUGAGAAUUUUGGAGUUCACAGUUAAUGUGAAUGAUUUAAUUUGGGGAUUGUACCAACAAAACAGAAUUUUCUGUGAAAGAGGUUUGAAGUGUGGCUAAUGCUUUGCCUAGAUUACACAACAACCAACUUUACACAUAUUCAGUUCAAUUGGCAAAAGCUGCUGUUUCAGGGAUAAGAACAACAGGGAAUACUUCCUGAUCAAAUACUCUCGGGCAUCCUUCCAUUCUGAAUCGUCAUAAAAUGACCUGGCCUUUGCAUCAAACCUUAUUGCUUGCAGGGAAUCUCACAAUGUAGGUUGUCCUCAGCUUGCUGCUGUUCCUGUUCUUCCUGGUAUAGUGAGAGACCUCAUGCACUAUCAGAUAAACAACUCAUAUUUUUGGCAGGAAAGUGGGACUGUGAGUUAGUUCAGAGACACUUGGACCCAGUAAACUCUCUCACAAAAAAAAAUAUAAAGCACAGAAACAUGCUAUUGGGCCCAACAAGUUCUCCUUUAAGCACAUCUUCACCCUUGUCUAUCCCAUCACACGCUUUAAGCACGUAUGCUACCUUUCUUCUCAUACACCGUGUCCUUUUCAAAGCACCUAACCUAUUUAUUUCAACUACUUCCUGACUUAGCUCAUUCCACAUCCUAUGCAUUCUCUGUUCAAUAAAUAUCUCAUUAUGCCCCUAUUGAUUUAUUAGUAACUAUUUUGUAUUUAUGGCCCAAUGUUUGCUUUCAUCCGCUUAGAAGCAUUCUCUCCACCUUACCCGCCCAAUCCACUCAUAAUUUUAAAGAGCUUAAUUUCUAAUUGACAAGCUAAAAGCUGCAAAUGCUGAAAAUUUGAAAUAAAAGUAGAAAAAACAGAUCAGUAGCAUUUGUGGAGAAAGGAGCAGAGAUCACAUCCUUGACGAUCAGAACUAGAAAAUAUUUUUAAAAAAAUGCUUCAAGAUGCCGAGAAGCGGUGGGGAGUUAGAGCAAUCAAAGGAAAACUCUGCAAUGGGGUUGAGACCAGAAAAGACUCAGUGACACAAGAGGUGGUAAUACUGACUGACAGAAGGUAGUGAAGGCUUUUUAAAUCUGUCUAGAGAUCUAGAGGUUUUAAGACAGAGGGAGGAGAAUGUGAGCAGGGGAGAUAGAGCAAAGGAAACAUGUUGGAAAUAUGAAAUACAAAUCACUGAAGAUGCUGGAAAUCUGAAAUGAGACAAUUCUGGAAAAAACUCAACAGAUCAGGCAGCAUCUGUAGAGAGAGGGAGAGAAAGCAGAGUUAAGCUUAUAGAACUGGCCAAAUUUGAUGCAACUGGAAAUGCUGGUUAUCUGAAUUUGUUGAAUUGUAUGGUGAAUCCUGAGGACUGUAAGGUGUCUAGUUGGAAAAUGAGAUACUGUUCCUUGAGCUUACAUUGUGCUUUGUUGAAACAAUGUAGGAGGCCAAAGACAGAGUGGUCAAAGUGGAAAUGGAUUCAAGAAUGGUAAUUAGAGUCAAUUGAAAGCUUGGGGUCACUCAUGCAGACAGAAUAGAGGUGUUCUGUAAGGUGGUCACCCAAUCUGUGUUUGAUUUCUCCAAUACAGAAGAGACGACAUAACAAUUAAAUGUCAUAUCCUAAAUUGAAAGAGGCAAGCGUGAAUGGGUGCUUCACCUGGGAUGAGUGUUGGAUCCCCGGAUGGUGGGAAGAAGUCCGCAAUCCAGGGACUCAAACAUUUCUUCCAGUCAAAAUAAUGAUUCAUUGCAAAGGUGGCCCUGAGCUUCCAACGGCAUGUUAUUUUAAAUCCCCAUUCCAUUCCCACUGUCAGAGCAAUGAAAGAGGCCAAAGUCAGAAAAAUCACAGAAAAAGCUCAAGAACAAUAUCUCAUUUUCUGAGUAGGCACACUACAGCUCUCAGGACUUGAUACUUAAUUAACAAUUUCAUUGACCAAUGUUUCCAACUUGUAUCAAAACUGGCUGUUCUGACAAGAGGUCACCCAUCUGUAACCUGUAUUCCAUCUUAUCUCUCCAAAGGUGCUGCCAGACCUGCUGAGUACUUCCAGUAUUCUCUUUUAUUUCAACUUUCCAGCAACUUCAGUGUUCUGUAUUUCACAAUUACUUGCUCAGUUCUCUUUCAUUUAUCUCCACACUGAUCAUCUAUGAUUAAUAAGCAUUCACCACCCUCUCUCAGCACCACUAUGUGUCAGUUAGUCUCUAUCCUGUCACAGAAAUUCCCUUUGUUAUCUCCACCCCAUCUCCUUUUUCCUGCAGCAUAAAACAUGUUUGAUUUCUAACUUUUUCUACUUAUGCUUAAAGUUUGAUUCUGUUUCUUUUACCAUAUACGCUGCCUGAUCAGCUGUGGAGCUCCAAGAUUUUCUGGUGUUACUUUAUCAUUUUGCAAAGCUCUAUAAGUCACCCCUCUCUUUAAUCUUUCCCAAUAAGUGUAAUUUCUUGGUUUUGUUCAGGCUGUGAGACUACAACCAUUCAACCAGUGAGGUUUUAACUUUGGGUCUGAUUGGCUCAAGUCAAACUGAAAUGCCAACACCAUGGGAUGCAAGUGGACUUUUCCUGUAGCUGAAGUAACUGGAGCUCAGGGGAAACGAUGGGAAUAAUUAACAGAUCUCUGUGAGACAGUGAAUAUGGAAGUCCUUAAGGUAGAAAGUGUAGCAAGCUCCCAUCUCCCCCACUCUCGAACAAACACACACAUGCACACUAAAUUUCUUCCCCAUUUGUGAAUUUGAAUAUGCCAUGAUUUCAUUCAUUUUUUGAAUAGUAAUAAAAACAAAGUCCAACUUUGGGACCUUGGGAAGUUCUGUAGAUAACCUUAAAUCUGCACACUUUGAAGGACAAAGAAAGAAGUGUGACUAAAGAAAAAUGCAUGUGAAAAAAAAUCUUUUAACAUUCAAAAUGGUUAUGUUGGCACAGAAAACACAAUCGAAAUGCAUUUUCUGCUGUCCUAUCUGAAUUUACAUAUCUGGGUCUGCUGAAAAAAAGUUCAGUUUUUUAUUGUGGUUUGUGUUAUUAUUUCUUCUCCUCCCACUUUAUUAUUUCUGUUGACAUUUGCAGGGUUAUGGUUGUGUCUUGCAUAAAUAGGGAAACUGAUAAGGAGCCUUUCCCUGAUCUUCAAGAUGCAAACACAAUUUCCAAGUGACUCAAUAAAAACCAUUAUGUUGCAUGGCUGAUGGAUAUUGCUUAUUGAGACACUUCAUUUAGUUUAUAAGAAAUUUUAUUCACAUCCAAAUCAUUUUAACAAAGCCUUCAGCAGUAUUUGAGAUUAGAAGGAUUUCCUAUCCAAUUAGUGGGAUAUCUGAACUAGAUUGUCAAAUGAUGAAGUAUUGUUCAGGCUUUUUACUUAAAAAAAAAGAGCUGUUUAAGUAUCCGGUUUGGAAUGAGAUUGAGAAUUAUAAUGAUGAGUACUGUCAACGAAGAUUAAUGGGAUAAGAUGACUCCUGUUCUGUGACAACUGAAUGUCAUGACAACUGGAUGAGAAUAAAUGAUGUAGGGUGCAAUGGUUGAUACUCCAAAGUUUCAUUUAGUUUACUCUUUUUGGGGAAGGGAAAAUUUACAGAACUUUUAUUCAUGGGGCUAAUUGGGUUUGGUGUUAUUUAUAAUAGAAUCUGUCGUAUGUGGUUUGUGGAAGGAAUGCUUGAUUAGCCAUCUCGCCUUUUAUUUCUUGCUUGCUUUGGUUCUCAGAAAAAGUAGAAUUUCCAAAUGACUUGGGACAUUUUCUUAUAUAUGGAUUUUUCCUACAGUUUAUAAAUUUGAUUUAUUUUGCUAGAGAGAUGGUCAAUGAAUAUAAACUAUAUCUUGUAAAUUCAGUCAAACCAGACGAGAAAAGAAAUGUUAGUAAUUACUUAUCAA